UUGUACAUAAUACUUACUGACAUCCACCACCAUCCCUUGACUGACUGCAAUCAAUAAGUCUCGUCCCCUUGCCUGUUUCCUUCCUGACACUUGGCUCAAGCCACAUAUAUCGCCCACUGCCUUUACUCUAUCUCUAUCGACCAUCGCUCUCACGUCCUGUCUGUCUGUCUCGGCCGAGUCAGUCAGUGUGUCCUUAUCUUGUCCUUGAACGCUGCCAGCCCGUCCCCCGAUGCAAUCUCCACAUCCAUGCGCUCCGUUCUGCCUGUCGGCCGCCCUUCCUUCACAUGCAGCCUCAUCAGCGGCCCAGCCCACCACCCCAACACGUGACGCCUCCGGCCUCCUCCAUCCACUGGACGGGGCGAUGGUUUGGCAUCCUUCCUCUCUCUCCUGUCCUUGGGGCUUCGCUUCUUGGUCUUCCUCUGUUGCAGUUUUGGGGGCUCCCUCAUUUUCCCUUUCUCCUUCUCGAUCACUGUCGCUGUUGAGAGAAGAUGUCGCAAGGCGCCUCUUGGCGUCUUCUCCUGGAUGGAGGAGGUCUUGGCUUGCGACGGCACGGGGGUGGGUGCCGCUGGUUUCGUGGGUGGUGUGAUGGACGGCGCCGGAGACACGACUGGGGUGGGACGGCGGGCGGCCGACAGGUCGAGCCGAGGGGGCAUCCUGCCGCUGACAGUCGACGUGGACCCCCUCCUGUCCACAGGCCAUUUGUCUCGCCUCUCUUCAUCUGCCGCCCUCUCCCUCUUGACGAACGUGUCGACAGGUGUGGGUCUUGGCGUGGGGGUGGUGAGGAAGCUGCUGGGGGCGAAUGACUUCGGCACGCUGCCCGAGAGGAAUGAGGCAAGAGCAGGCUGGUCCUUGGACCCCUUCUUUGCCUUAGGCACCUUCUUGGUACUCGCUGUCGUUGCUGAGGCCGCUGGCUGCCCAGCCUCUGCACAUGGGACCGCCGCACUCUCUCUGUCCUUGACAGUAGUGUGUGUCUCAAGACUUGUCUUGGCCAACGCUUCGAGCAGGGGGCUCCCAUGUCUUUUCGUCGUCACCUCGGUCAUCUUCGGCUGGGUGGCCUUGCUGUCAUCUGCUAUCUGGAGAGCUUCCUUUGGCCGAGAUGGAGCGCCGAAUGCUGGUGUCGGAGGCUCUCCAAUCGGUGUUGAGGGAUAAUCUUGUUUGGCUGGCUUGUGAGCCUGUCGGUGCGGCUGGGUAUGGUCACGUGCUUGGCUGCCAGCUUCCACCGAUGCCUGCACGGCCUUUGGAUGGAGUGUCGUUCCCUGCCGUCUGCGGGAUGCCCGGCGAGUCUCUUCGGCUCCAGCCACAGCUGCAGCAGCAGCAGCAGCAGCGUCGCCCACCCUCUCCUCGUUCUCUUCUUGCUCAACCCAUCGAUGUCGCACCUUGAAUGUCUCAUCUGCAACGCUCCUGCCACCGUCCACCUGAACGACGACCUCGAUCUCGCCAAGAGCAGCCACAUAGGGGAGAUAGACGGGCAGUGUCUCUCUGUGUGCAGCCAGGGGCGACAUUGGGAUGUCGCAUUUGAUUAGCUGGAGGGGUGGUGAUGGGUAGGAGACCGGCACGAUGCGGGCGGUGAUGGUGAGCAGGUCAUGGAUGGGGUCAUAGGCAUCCAGGGGCGGACAUAACUCACGGAAGCCGACACGCAUGGGUCUGCAGCAGACAUGCAACGUACGAGAGACAGAGGGACUGGGGCAUUUUCUAACCGGCGGCCGUGAGGAGGGAGCAGCGGUGCAGGGGGCUGUGUGAAGGGCCCUACGGUGAACUGGACUCCAAACACAUCACUGGGUGUCUUUCCUCCGGGCUCCGCAAGGAGGUAGAGGCCACAGAAGCCAGGCAGCGCGAAGGCCCUGCGACACACACACCUCGCAUGCACUCAUGAGCCGUGGAUGGUGUCUCACUCUCCCGUAGGAUAGAAUUCCAGCCACGCGCUCCUCAGUGUCACUGCAUCGUCGCCAUCUGAGCUUGGGAGCCGCAACUUGAAAGGCGCACUCCUUACGGACUCUCCUCGCCGACACCCCGCCGCGCGCUGCAUGUGUGAGACACGAAGAAGGACAGACCCUGAAUCAAGCUGUGAGUGAGGUGACAACGUGGAUCUUUGGCACACCUUGAGAAGCCGGUGCAGCCGCCAGACAAAGACACCUGCCUCUAGCGACGUCGACGCUCGGUGCUGCGCAUCUUCAGCUGAAAUGGGGCUCUCUUUGUCCGCACUUCCUGCUCCCUCCAUCAAACCACAAAUUGGCAGACUCUGGGGAAACCGAAUCGUUGCCCUGCUGGAGCCUAACAUCCCCGCCCGCUUCGAGAUGCC
Molecule: messenger RNA, 2299 nt
Organism: Vitrella brassicaformis
Lineage: Eukaryota; Vitrellaceae
Source: the annotation of a GenBank genome assembly